CGUUCCCCAACAGUCAGCUCUCGAAUGAUGGGAUACUCGUCAAGGUGGGACCAAACUUUGAAACCACCUCCUCCCCACGUCGGUAAGGACGAUCUAAAACACAACGCAUGCAAGCAAAGCAAAGCUCAUCCUUGUCCGUUGAUUACUUUCUGCUUGCGCUUUCUCGACGUUACACCUGAAAAUCAUCACAAGAACGGAGAGAGGAUUCAGCAUUGUCGGAAUACCAUAAAUUGCACACCUCUUCCCGCUCAAAUGUCCUGCGCGACGAAGUGGAACCUGCCCAAGUAACGCAUCACCGUCGUUCUUUCGAGCAAACAACGGAUUUGGAACGAAGUCGCACCUAUGACAAUCACUCUGCGGGAACGGCAACGUUCGAGAGAGCAGAUGAUGGCAACUCUAGCGCGCGAUCCGUCCAUCGCUCUCGACAUAGAGAUGAUAGACAUUCACGUCAACGAAGUGCAAGCCCGCAGCGCUCUCGCCACUACGCUCGGUCUUCAGGCCACGGCAGAAGCAGGAGCCGAAGCUCAGAGAGCUAUCUCCCUCGGGACCACUCCAUUGUGCGACGCCAUCUUUCCCAGCCUAUCUCCUCUGACCUCGCAAGGUGCUGUCACGCAACCCAACAACCUAUCCGACUCAUCUAGGAUCGUGAAUCAUACCGGGAUAAACGCGACCACGACCGUUCUAAACGCAGAGACCACAAGCGCAGAGACAAGGAUGAAGAUGGUUCCGACGAGGAUCGCAAGCGUCGUAAACGGAGGAAGGAGCGGGAACGAGCUAAGGAUGGCGACAAAGAAGAGAGAAGGAGCGCUCUGACUGGCAAGAAGGUCGGUCAUUUCCGUUCCAUGCUGGUCGUCCUGCGAUUCUAUGCUGAUGCUUGAGGCUCUCACAGAUCAAGCUCAAAGUGAAGAAGGAAAAGGGAAGUGACCCAACAUCACCAAAGUGACCAAAGUUUGACCACUUGCCGUGACGACGCGCUUCAAGGCGGACGGUCGCUACUUUCACGCGUUUUCUGGGCCGUUGCCCAUCUUCUCUCUCCUCCAUCAUGGACUCCGAUCUCAUCAAGCUCGUGAACAAGCUCCAGGACACAUUCAGCAACCUGGGGGGUGAGCUGGACAUGCCCCAGCUCGUCGUUGUGGGCAGUCAAUCGGCGGGAAAGUCUAGCGUACUCGAGACUAUCGUCGGGCGAGAUUUCCUUCCUCGUGGUCAGGGCAUUGUUACACGGCGACCUCUCGUUCUUCAGUUGAUCCACCGACCCGAAUCCACCGACCCCUCCCCCAGCAGCCCGACAUUUCGCGAAUGGGGCCAGUUCCUUCACAUCGACAAGAAGUUCACCGACUUCAAUGAGAUUCGGAAAGAGAUUGAGCAGGAGACUUUGCGGGUGGCGGGCUUGAAUAAGGGGGUCAGCAAGUUGCCAAUAUCGCUCCGCAUUUACAGCCCGGACGUGCUGGACCUGACUCUGGUUGAUUUGCCCGGGCUGACGAAAAUUCCUGUCGGUGACCAGCCGAGCGACAUCGAGCGACAAAUUCGCAACCUGGUAUUAGAAUACAUUUCGAAGCCGAAUAGUGUCAUUCUGUCCGUCUCUCCUGCCAAUGUGGAUCUCGCCAACUCGGAGUCGCUCAAGCUCGCACGUCAAGUUGACCCCCAAGGAAGGAGGACGAUCGGAGUCCUGACGAAGCUCGACCUGAUGGACGCUGGGACAAAUGCGCUCGAUAUUCUGACGGGGCGUGUCUACCCUUUGAAGCUCGGGUUCAUCGGGAUCGUGAACAGGAGUCAGCAAGACAUCAACUCGGAGAAAAGUAUGGGUGACGCGCUAAACAGCGAGUCCGAGUUCUUCAAGAGCCACCCUGCAUACCGGAACGUGGCACACAAGAAUGGGACGAAGUAUCUGGCGAAGUCUCUCAACCAGGUCUUGAUGAAUCAUAUACGAGACAAGCUUCCGGAUAUGAAAGCGCGUCUCAACACGUUAAUGGGACAGGCACAACAAGAGCUUAAUUCGUUCGGGGACUCGGAGAGUUUCGGGGAUCAAAACCAACAAGGCGCUCUUAUUCUUCGUCUCAUGACCCAGUUUGCGCGAGACUUUGUCGCCUCAAUUGAGGGCACAAAAGUAGAUGUGUCGACGAAGGAGCUAUCAGGCGGCGCGAGGAUUUAUUACAUCUUCAAUGACGUCUUUGGCAGCGCCUUGGACUCGAUCGACGCCACUCAGAAUCUUGAGAAUCAGGACAUCCGAACGGCCAUCCGGAACUCAACUGGGCCUCGCCCUAGUCUCUUUGUGCCGGAGAUCGCGUUCGACCUGCUCGUCAAGCCUCAGAUCAAGCUCCUCGAGAUGCCCAGUUUGCGCUGCGUCGAGCUUGUUUAUGAAGAAUUGGUGAAGAUUUGUCAUAACUGCACCAACUCCGAACUGCAACGAUUCCCCGGUCUUCAUGCCAAAUUGAUUGAAGUAGUCUCUGAGCUCCUUCGAGAAAGACUUGGACCGACGUCAGAGUACACGGAGAGUCUCAUCGCGAUCCAGGCGGCAUACAUCAACACCAACCAUCCGGCGUUUAUCUCUGGAUCGGCCGCUGCUGCCCAACAAGCCAGUUCGCCACCUGCACCCCAGAUGCCAUUACGGCCGACUUCGACCGAACCCACGAAUGGGACAGGGACGGAGGAUGACGAUGUGGAUUCAUCGGACGAAAAUGGACUACCUAAUGGCAUGUUCCCUCCACGACAGACGGACCGGUCUGUGUCAGCGUCUCUGCCAGACCGCACUCGCGCGUCAACCGGGUCAGCGCCCGCGACUUUGACCUCGAGGAAAAUCGCACAGCCCCGGCCGCAGUCUGCCAUGAGCGCCAUGACGCAUCGGGGGUCGCCUCCUUCGGCUCGGGAGGCGUUUUUGAACUACUUCUUUGGGCAGAAUGGGCCGGGGCCGCUUUCUGGUUCGGCGGUUGGCAGCAAUCCGGCAAAACCUGUCGGCCGGGAUCUUUCCGGUGGGGAGGUGUCGACGAUGGCGAUGGCCUCUGGACUGAUGUCGGGCCAACGGGUGGACGGCCAGAAUGCUGCGUUUGACAUGAAGAGCUUGGGCAAGCACAUCGAGGCGGUGCCGUUUGAGAGCAACCAGCUGACGAUGCGAGAAGAGAUGGAGACCUCGCUGAUUCGUUCUCUGAUCACCUCCUACUUUGGCAUUGUCCGCCAGACGAUCCAGGAUCUAGUGCCGAAGGCGAUUAUGCACUUGCUGGUCAACCACACUUCGAACCACGUACAGAACCGAUUGGUGGCGUCGCUGUACAAGCCGGAGCUGUUCCAGGAGAUGCUGCAUGAGGAUGAGGGGCUGGUUGCGGAGAGGACUCGGGUCAAAGCGCUGCUGGACGCGUACAAGGAGGCUUUCAAGACUCUUUCGGAUGUGAAUGUAAAACCGACAUAG
This is a messenger RNA of Mycena citricolor, 3400 nucleotides long. The record is from the annotation of a GenBank genome assembly. Lineage: Eukaryota; Fungi; Basidiomycota; Agaricomycetes; Agaricales; Mycenaceae.